This is a messenger RNA of Owenia fusiformis, 850 nucleotides long. NCBI's taxonomy places the organism in Eukaryota, Metazoa, Annelida, Polychaeta, Sabellida, Oweniidae. The record is from the annotation of a GenBank genome assembly.
CUGUUAUGCUGUCACUGAUGCUUCUCUUGAAAAGAUAUGUUCAAGGUGUACCAAGCUACAAGAUUUACACCUCAGCCAGUGUAUGAAAAUAACGAGUAAAGGAGUGUCACACAUUGCUACAUCCUGCCCCAAUCUCAGAACUCUAAUUCUCAAUCAAUGCCAAAAGGUUAAAGACAAUUGUAUGGAGGAUCUCAUUAAAGGAUGUCCAUUGUUAGAACAGUUAAGCUGCAUGAGCUGUGAUCUCUCAGAGUCAGGCCUGAUACACAUUGCUAAGCUUAAACACCUUAAAAUACUAGACCUGUCUUGUAUAUCCAAACUGACUCGAGAUCCAGUUAUGAGGAUUGUUCAACACUGCCCUCUAUUGACAGAUCUGAAUAUUUCCUUAUGUAGUACAAUCGAUGAUGUAUUUAUGGAGCAUGUUGCUAAAUAUGCAAAAAGUUUGAAUCGAUUAAUUGUAGUGAGCUGUAGUAUAACUGACAAAGGACUAACAGCAUUGGCGCAACAUAGUAGGACAGUAGAGCACCUGGAUGUAGGUUGGUGCUCAGGAAUAUCAGACAAGGGUGUAAAAUAUAUCGCAAGGGAGAGCAAGACUUUACGCUAUCUUGGACUAAUGAGAUGUGAUAGUGUACAACAUUCUUCUAUGGAACAGCUUGUCAUUGAGCACCCUCUUAUACAUUUUUCUACGAUGAUUCUUGAUACCCAACGCCUGUUAUCCCGGGCAAGGCGAGAAGGUAUUCAAUUUGAUGAUACCAGUUCUUGAAGUAACAAUGAUUUCAAUUUACAAAAUCUGUUAUGCCAGUCGAUGAAGUAUCCACUAUCCAGCUUGGUGAUACCGGUGUGAAAGAAAUUA